Messenger RNA from Penicillium samsonianum, 396 nucleotides. RefSeq names its product ankyrin repeat domain-containing protein. NCBI's taxonomy places the organism in Eukaryota, Fungi, Ascomycota, Eurotiomycetes, Eurotiales, Aspergillaceae. Gene Ontology annotation, molecular function: protein binding. The transcript has 2 exons. The record is from RefSeq and is a predicted model, not a curated record. Bases 1 to 396 code for a protein of 131 amino acids.
AUGUCCUCACAGCGCGCCUACACCUUCCGCACUCCAUCCGAAGCUCACUGGGCCCAGCGCAUCUCCGGUGGGGCUACUGUGGCGCGCUUAUCUCAGGAGGGCUUCAAAACCACAGCGAGGGAAGGAGAUGGAUAUGCAACUACACCCCAGGAAGCAUCAAUUCUUGGUCACCUAGACGUUGUUGAAACUUUGCUCGACAAUUAUGCGAACCCCAACAUCUAUAGUGGGAAAAUCGGGGAGCAGAUUGGGACAGCUCUCCAAGCAGCGUGUGCAGUAGGGCAUCACGAUAUUGUUCUGUUGCUUCUAAGGUAUAAUGCAGAUGCUUAUAUCCAGGCCGGUCGUCAUGGGACAGCCAUUCACAUAGCUUCCACAAAAGGCCGCGACGAUAUUGUCUAA